AUGAAGCUGAUCGAGUCCAACGACACCGUUGUGUUCCCAGAGGGAGUCACCUUCACCGUCAAGAACCGCAUCGUCCACGUCACCGGACCACGCGGAACCAUCCGCAAGGACUUCCGUCACUUGCACAUGGAGAUGGAGCGCGUUGGAAAGAACACCCUUCGUGUUCGCAAGUGGUUCGGAGUCCGCAAAGAGCUUGCCGCUAUCCGCACCGUCUGCUCCCACGUCAAGAACAUGAUCAAGGGAGUCACCCUCGGAUUCCGCUACAAGAUGCGCUCCGUAUAUGCCCAUUUCCCCAUCAACGUUACCCUUCAAGACGGAAACAGAACUGUUGAGAUCCGUAACUUCUUGGGAGAGAAGAUCGUUCGUCGUGUCCCACUUCCAGAGGGAGUCACCGCCACCAUCUCCACCGCCCAAAAGGACGAAAUCAUUGUUGAGGGAAAUGAUCUUCAAUUCGUCUCUCAAGCCGCUGCCCGUCUCCAGCAAUCCACCGCUGUUAAGGAGAAGGAUAUCCGUAAGUUCCUCGACGGAAUCUACGUUUCGGAGAAGACCACCAUCGUCCAAUCAGACUAA
Molecule: messenger RNA, 570 nt
Organism: Caenorhabditis remanei
Lineage: Eukaryota; Metazoa; Nematoda; Chromadorea; Rhabditida; Rhabditidae
Exons: 3
Coding region: 1-570 (189 amino acids)
Biological process (GO): cytoplasmic translation
Cellular component (GO): ribosome; cytosolic large ribosomal subunit
Molecular function (GO): rRNA binding; structural constituent of ribosome
Source: RefSeq, a predicted model, not a curated record